GGAUUACUCUGAUACGCAACGGUUCCUAUCGGCUGUGUCAUCAUAGCAUCUUCACUCGCCUUAAUUGGCGAAUGCCCCUCUUGCGUCUUCUUUCCAUCCUGGGGUAUCAUACCAUCGUCUUUCGACAUUAUCUAUAUCAUCACCUUUCUGACUAGCAGACAUGCCCUCUUUGGGUCAACAGAAGGCGCUUGCACAAGACUUGAAGACCAAGAAGACAAAAUCCAGGAAUGGUUGUGGUCGUUGCAAGUUGAAGCGACUCAAAUGCGAUGAGACUGCGGGAUCGUGCUUGCAAUGCAAGAAGAGGAACGUCCCCUGUCCCGGUUACGAGAAGACCCUGAAGUGGUCCACCAAGUAUGAGGUCUUCCAGCCCACAGAGUUCACAUCAUCUCCCCCCAAAGCAACAUCAUCUGGUGUUCGCAAGCCUUCCAAGGCAACAGGAUCCUCGCUUCCAAAGAACGUCGCCAAUGGCAUCGAAGCACUUGUUGCUGUGCUUCCCGCGCGCAGGAAGACUGCAGAUACUGAGAUGAUCUGCAAUGACACACAAGUGACACAACCACCACCGUUGGCCUCACCCCCUUCCUUGGAGGAGCCUUUCAUCCUCCAGGAGUCGUCUACGGAAGACGAGGACUCUCCACGAGACCUCGAGCCUUUCCCUAUGGACGACAUCAAUGUCCUGGAUCCUACAAUGCUUGAUGGUUACGCUGAUGCAAUCCCGCUUCCCACCGAGGAGUUCCACUUUGAUUCAUUUGAUAAUACUGACCUUGAGUCCACCGGAUUGGAAGACUUCGGCAGCUUUGAUGCGUUCGACUUUGACCCUCAUCCAACCUCUUUCAAGCACAACGAGUCGUCAGCAGAGUUGUCAGCAUUGACUACUCGUGAAUCUAGCCGCGAAGCCAGCCCUCCUCGUCUCUCGAGAUCGUUACUUCUGGGCUUCUACCGUCUCCCUAGCCCCUCACCAAAUCCUUCGUCGCCGGACGACCAGGAGUCACUUCUUAUCCAGCACUACUUCAAGGACGUGUGCGCAGUCUUCUCCGCCUUCGAUUCACAUCUCAAUCCCUUCAGGACCACAAUAGGCAAGAUCUACCAAGACUCACCCUCAAUUAGCUAUGCCAUGCAGUCCAUGUCUGCCGCCCACCUAGCAAACACAUUCCCAUACAUGGCAGCCAUUGGUAGUGAGCUUCAGCGGAAAGCAGUUGCCGCACUCCAGGAAGAAUUGCCAUUGGCGCAGGCCGGCCAGAUCAGCUGUACGAGGACGUUCCUCAGUAUCAUGAUGCUUGGCUUCACCACAUCGUGGCAUGAUAGCAAUGCCCUUGGUACAGAGUUUCUUGCUACCGCACGAGGUCUCAUCCUACGGAAGCUGAUGGACAGAUCCCAGGAAGCCGAAGUACAGCGUGAAGCACAAUUCUUUGAAGAGUCUCUCAUCUACUGGGAGAUGGUCAUGGGCUUCGUGACAGAAGACGCCAUGAGCUUCUCGCGACCGUCAGGCAUGCGUCCUCGGAUAGUUUCCAGUCAGAAGAGCACUCCAGCAGGCCGACGUCCGGAUGGUAAGAUCGUUCCUCACCCCUGGACUGGCGUUGCCCCGAUUAUUCAAGCUUUAUUCGCUGAGGUUGGCCGUCUUGUUCGUUGUGAAAGAUCUCUCAACAAGGACUCCGUCGUGGACAUCGUCCGUCGCCAAGAGAACCUGUUCAACGCAACUUCCUUGGAGGAGGACCUGUUGGCUGUCGACUAUCCUUCAAUCGAUGAGAUUGCCGACACUGGCGAUGAUCGUACGCCAAAGGAACACUUCACCAUCCUUGCUGAGGCUUACCGUUGCGCCGGCCUACUCGAGCUCUACCGCGUCUUUCCUUCUAUCCUACGUAAGCGCUUGGGCAGCAACAAGCUGCCUGUCUCUGAGAAUGUCGACUUUCGGUUUCCCAUGCCCCGGUUCGAGACACCAUACGAAGAUGCCGAUAUGAAGCUGUGGCUUAACUCACUUGCUAUGCACAUCCUGCAGAUGAUCGAGUCACUGCCAGCGUCCUCAGGCACGUUCUGCAUCCAGCAACUUGUCAUAACUGUUGCUGCCUGCGAGCUCAAGUUCGUCUCGACGGUCGACUUCUUCGACGUGCAUGCCAACGACUCCAAGGUGCUUCAGGCGAGAGAGAAAGUGAUCCGCCGCUUGGAGGUGUACGCUCACCGCUUGCCUGGUAAGCCGAUUCGUCACUUGAUCACGUUGAUCAAGGAGACAUGGCGACAGUCCGACGAGGGUAACGACGCCUUCUGGAUCGACAUCAUGAACGAGAAGGGAUGGCAUACCAUCAUUUAGGAGCUCGGUUGCCACCUAUCUUACCCGGCGUCCUUAUUCGCCUACGACCUUUACAUCCUGCACAGCGUCUUCCCAUCGGGGCCAUCCACUGGCGCCGCCUUCUCCUGUUGUCCCCACGCCACGACAUUUACUUUCAAAAUUCCU
Messenger RNA from Boeremia exigua, 2446 nucleotides. Its product is annotated as fungal-specific transcription factor domain-containing protein. Gene Ontology annotation, biological process: positive regulation of transcription by RNA polymerase II. Gene Ontology annotation, molecular function: zinc ion binding; transcription cis-regulatory region binding; DNA-binding transcription factor activity, RNA polymerase II-specific. The transcript has 2 exons. NCBI's taxonomy places the organism in Eukaryota, Fungi, Ascomycota, Dothideomycetes, Pleosporales, Didymellaceae. The coding region runs from base 161 to 2302 and encodes 713 amino acids. The record is from RefSeq and is a predicted model, not a curated record. Gene Ontology annotation, cellular component: nucleus.